Messenger RNA from Exophiala oligosperma, 4400 nucleotides. RefSeq lists its product as uncharacterized. NCBI's taxonomy places the organism in Eukaryota, Fungi, Ascomycota, Eurotiomycetes, Chaetothyriales, Herpotrichiellaceae. Bases 505 to 4176 code for a protein of 1223 amino acids. The record is from RefSeq and is a predicted model, not a curated record. The transcript is spliced from 2 exons.
AGACGGUGUCGUAUCCCCAAUCAUCCCAUGUCCCAAUUGAAACACCAGUCCGAAAGUGCGUGCCCAGGUGCGGAUGUGUCUGCGCUGCACCACUGCGUGGUGACCAGCCUCUGAAUACUCUUCGCUUCACCAACUCAGUUGUCUUCACUCCUCCUGAAUGUUGUUUCUUUUUCCCGAGACCUGCAGGGUAUCCUAAUACCACUGCUGCUGAAGCUCUCCUUCUUCACCAUCACUCCGUAUUGCGUUGGGCGUUGCUCCAUCUUCAUGCCCUUUUUUUGCGACAACCUGGGCAAGCGAAACCUCUGACUGCCGAUCUCAAAUACGAGCCGAGAGGCGAAAAGAGCUGCGACAAUCAUCCAGUGUGCGACUUGACCCAAGGAGUGCCCUCAACUCAUAGUUACCCGACUUUACCCUGGGAUAUGAUCAUGGAGAAUUGAUAUCCUUUGUUAAGUGCUCGUGAAGACUGUCGCUCUAACUAUCCAUACCAAGCACUUCUCCUACGCCAUGGCUCGCCGAUCGUCCGCUCUGGAAUCGCCAGAGGUGACUCCCAAAGCCCCCGGCCUGCGCAGUAUGGGCUCGUCCUCAGAUGUCCUCUCCAUGUCUUCAAAAUCAGGAAGAACGCUCCCCUACGCCAAUCCUCCCCCGGCCUAUGUCUCCGAAUCCGAGGCUGAAAAAUUGAUACUCGCCGAGUUGGAACGCCAGGUCAAAAUCUCAGAAGGCGCGGUUGGCUUGGUCAAUGGAUUUUUGGAUCAGAUACUCUAUGAUAUCCUGGCUAAAUCACAUUCUACUGCCUUGUCGGCCGUACGCCCUGCAGUGCCAGUGGUCCUGAAACAGAGGCUUGGAAGGUCUGCUGUACAGGCGGCAGAUGAGGAAUUGCAGGAUUACAUCCCAGCGAAUGAGAUGGAAGAGGUUCUAUCAACUCCAGCCGUGCUCGAUCCAAAAGCGGAUUUCGACACUGAUUUAGCCUGGAAACUGACCAGAAUGCGUUGCAUGGUCUAUGCAAAGCUGGGAGACAUGGAAGAAGAGGAUGAGGAGGAGUAUCUGGAAGAACUCGAUCUACGAAACCACUUCUCGCGCGUAAAUGAGUCGGUCAGAGCCUCGGCGACUAUCUCACCUCCAACUGCUAUUUUCCUGACAACAGUACUUGAAUUUCUGGCUGAGCAAGCACUAUGCAUUGCAGCUCAGCAUGCCACGAAGCGACAUGUGGCAGCUUCAAAAGACACGUCAAACCAGACCAUGCAUGAUGGUCCUAUUUUGCUGGAGGAAAUAGACAUGUCCGGGGUUGGGAAGGAAGGACCUUUGAUCAGACUUUGGCGCUCGUGGAAAGGCAGCGUUAGAAGUGCUGGUAGUAUAUCAUCUCGACCGACCACGCCAAAUAUAAUGUCUCCUGUCAGUCCAGAGACACCCAACUAUGAGUGGAAGUUCCCUGCCGCUCCUCCCAUCUCGACGAUUCAAGAAGAACAGAGUCCUUCACUCAAGCCCCGAGCCAGUCCCCUGCCGGCUGACAUUCCACUGCCCAUCAGCGAGAGUGAUAUAGCAGAAAUUGAGACCCUGGGACUGGAUCGUGGAAUUGAUGAUGACGCGAGAUAUGGCGACCGCCCUACUCUGGACGCACGAAGGCCAUCGAGCAUGUUAGCUAUGCCCGGCAAAUUCCCCGAUGCUGCAACUCCUGUUGUCAAUGAUGAUUCGCAGAGACCUGAGGUUACAAGGCAAAGAUCGCAUUCCUUGCCCAGUUCAGGCCCGAAUCCUCCAGUUCUUCACUCCAAAGCAGAGGUCAAUGAUAUACUACAAGAUCGUGGCGCUACCAAUUCGCUCGAGGACUUGCAGACUAAGGUCGACUACGUGCCACAACCCAAGAGAGGAACUGCUCAGCCUGCAGCACAACACAGCAUGCCCAACUCGCAUUCAAGCACUGUCAGCAGCACUGUGGCCACAAUUGCCGGCGCAAUAAGUGUGGAAGCAUCUAGGAGAAGAGCGCAGUCUUCAUCUGAGCAAAUUCGCCCAGUAACUUCAAAUGCCGAUGCUCAUCAUGGCCUGGGCAUUAGCGCUGAACAGGAUGACGAUGAACGAGCCGGACCUAUGGGAAACCCGGAAGGCGGAAGCGACCCUGAAGAUCUUGCAUUAAGUUCAGGUGAUGAGCGUGGCGGCCGGGACCCUCGAGAUUCCGGCUUUGGUGUUGCUGGGGCUGAAGUCAUGCUUCCGAUACAAGGCCACGUUGCUGCGGGACAAGGGCGAAGUGAUCGCGACACGAUGAUCGUGAGCACUCCUGGGCAAGAGAAUUUCCCCAAUGGUUCUGCAGCUGCUCGUUACGAAGAGUAUGACCCGUACUCUACUCAGGACUUGGCCGGUCCUGCAAUGCCACCGUCAGCCGGAGGGAUGAACAAUGUGGCGGUUCCAGCAACAUCUAUGUUCGCAGAUCGAACUACGUCUUUGGAACACCGAACAGGCCGGUCACCGACAGAUGUGCGAUUUCCCCAACACCUGCCAAAUUCCCAACGGCCACUUGCUACAGAUCAUGCGCAAGACCACGUACCCCGAUUUGCUACCUCAUCUAAUCUAGCACAAAGCACUCAUUCGAGAGCCACAAGUGCGGGUAGACCUUCGACAGCAGGCUCGCCGACAGCUAGACGGCAACACAUCCGGCUUCGGUCUGAUGAAGACAAUAGAGUCGAAGAAUUAGAGAAAGCAAAGAAGAGCCUGGAUGUGUUGAUCGAUAGCGACGAAACACUUCACUACACGCUUACCCCGAGACCGGCUAGAGAUGGAGGCAAACCUAAAACGAAGAGCCAGACACAGGAAUUGGCAGAUUUCUUCCGUACUACUGCCCCACCAGGAGAGGAACCUGUGAGGCCGAGGUCUUCCCGCUCUGCCAAAGAGUCAAUGGGAGGUCUCAGGUCAUACCCGUCUCUUUCUCAGCCCCCUCUGCCAGGAAACACCAGAACGCCAUCAUCGUCUAUAGCUCCACAGUCUGUGAGCUCGUCUCUGAAGCCAAAGAAUCCUCUCGGGGAACCUCGUGAUCCUAGAAUGACACGAAAUAACAUCAGAGAUCUCGCCGAUUAUGCUCGGUCCACAGGGCCGGAGAACGAGAUGCAGCUUCCCAAAGCUCUUGCUGCUCGACCAGGUACCGCCCAAAAUACCGAUUCAGUGGCGCCUGGGAACGAAGUUGACGAGGAACGUCCAGUGACAAGCCCCGAGAAGCCGGCCAAUCGUUUGAAAUAUCAAGCCCGCGAUGCCCGAGCUCCAAGAACUGCUGAGAGCUCAGAUUUGAUCGACUUUAUCAGAGAAGGUCCACCUCGAGCUCCAGGAGAACAUCGCAUUGAUCGGCGAGUUGCACCUUUCCGCACAACAAUGGAUUCUGAUGAUCUCAAUGCCCUUGCUCCACCACCAGAGCUUGAUGCCAAUGGACGUAGAUCUGACGGCAGCGCUGUUGAGAGUGCGAUGACCGUCAAGUCGAUGCCAUCGUCUAUGAACUCUAGGACUGGUCUACUUGAUUCGACCAACCGAGCUGCGGGAAAAGCUACCAAUGGUAUAGCUUCGAGACAACCUAUAAUUCCGGAGACAGACGGCAUACCAAAGAGAAAUCGACGCAAGGUCCGUGAUCCUUACGCAAUCGACUUCAGUGACGAAGAAGAAGAGGAUGAAGAGAUGGAGGACGAUCUAUUCCCUGCCAAACGCAGAACAGAUGAAGAAUCGUUGGUUGAUUUUCUGCGAAACACAGCUCCAGGGCCUGGGAUGACCACGCAACCGAUUCUUGGUGCGAUUGCGAGCCUGUCGCAGGAGGAUAUCCAGGGCGACCUUCGACGGCAAUCGAGCAGCUCCAAGCUGAAGGACUACCUGCAGGGAUCUACGCCAGGCAGGAACGGCACGAGCGCUGGCAAGCCAAAUGGUGCGAGGGCAGAGUCUCCUCACUUGACACAAGUCGGUUCCAAAAUGGACAAAUAUCGUCCAACCCAAGUCACUCACGCAUCCCACGUGGACCGAAAUAGAGCAAAGAUGCGCGCAGAGCCGCGAGACGCAACUGUUGCAGAUAGCAGUGGCACCGCGGAUCUGGCAGCAUAUCUUAAGAACUCAGGUCCGCCUCCUGGAUCCGACCAACCCGUGCAACGAUUGGGUACUCCCAAGGAGCAAGCGAGGUUCAUGAGGUUUUUCCAGCGCAGGGGAAGCGUGAAGAGGUGAAGUAACUGCAAUCUUCCUUAUGAUGUGAUUGAUAAUGUGUAUAAUGUGUGCUUUUUCCCUUCUUCUCUCGAGCGUAUGCCACAGGAUUCAUUUGCUUGAAAUGCAAGAUAACAAGCUGAUCUGAGGGAGAUCUAUCACUCCCACUAGUUGUACAUGCAGCAAUAGCUCUUGUGUAGAAUAGCGAUGGAGCGGAAGAACCAUGGUAACAUGAGAAUUGGUUUAAU